This is a messenger RNA of Corylus avellana, 879 nucleotides long. Lineage: Eukaryota; Viridiplantae; Streptophyta; Magnoliopsida; Fagales; Betulaceae. The record is from RefSeq and is a predicted model, not a curated record.
AUGGAAAAAGAUGAUGUUGUUUCAGCUAUGCUUUUCUUAAUUAUACCACUUUUAAUGCGCCGUGUCCUUGCCAGCGGAGAUCCUGUCUAUACCUUUUGUGACCCAGAGUCCAGAAAUUACACACUCAGCAGCCCAUUUGAAAACAAUCUCAAGCUCCUUCUUCAGUCAUUGCCAUCCAAUACUUCGGUAACUGGUUUCUACAACAACUCUACCGGGGAGGACCCAAAAGUCUAUGCUCAAGCACUUUGUAGAGGGGAUGUCAACUCCACAGUUUGCCUGGAUUGCAUAAAGAAUGCAAGCCAGGAAAUCCUGAAGCAGUGCAAAACUGAAGAUCCAAUGAUUUGGUUUGAACUCUGCCAAGUUCGCUACUCCUUGCAGAAUUUCUUUUCCUUGAUGAUUUAUACUGGAAAGUAUCCAGAGCAGAUUUAUCUGGAGAAAAAUCUAUCAAAUCCAUUUCGUUUUGAUGAAGUAUUAAAGUACUUAAUGAUUAACAUCUCAAAGGAGGCUGCGUCUGAUCCUUUGAAGGGCUUUUGUCUGGUGCCGGCCUUGGGAGAUCUUCAUGCAUGCUGCGAUUCACGCCAAGGUGGAAUUAUUGUUAGUCGGAAUUGUAAUGUGAGUGGUCUUGGUGAACCGAAAUCUUCUUAUGGAAAAGCACCUAAAUUGAAGAUUUGGAUGGUUGUGGUGAUUGCUUGUAUCCCAAUAUCGGUUAUAGCAGUUCUUGUUGGGUCUUGUGCUGUUUAUCAUGGGAGGAACAAGAGAACACAAACAGAUCCAAACCCAAAAACCGGAAACAUCAGCAAGGGAUUUGGGGAAGUCGCACCGGAGCGAGGUUGGCUGGCGGAGGGGCGGAAGGCCGAUGCAGACGGAGAAGAAGCGUGA